Messenger RNA from Scheffersomyces stipitis CBS 6054, 2103 nucleotides. It is a transcript of the gene DPB11, whose product is annotated as protein kinase activating protein. The record is from RefSeq and is a predicted model, not a curated record. NCBI's taxonomy places the organism in Eukaryota, Fungi, Ascomycota, Pichiomycetes, Serinales, Debaryomycetaceae. The transcript is spliced from 4 exons. Bases 1 to 2082 code for a protein of 693 amino acids. Gene Ontology annotation, biological process: DNA replication initiation; mitotic G2 DNA damage checkpoint signaling; mitotic DNA replication checkpoint signaling.
AUGGCCAAUAAGAAACCGCUCGACGGUCUUUCCUUCUGCUGUACUGGAAUCAAGGCCAAAAAACGAGAAGAGAUUGCUGAAAAAAUCGCUGCUCUCGGUGGUAUCCAUUAUAGUGAUCUUAUGAGCGAUGUGCGGUUUCUCUUGGUGGGGGAUAGAGACACGGCAAAAUACCAAUUCUGUAUCAAAGAACGUUACGACGUGACAUUUCUUACGGAGGACUCGAUCCUUGAGCUCUACGACUGCUGGAUCAGAGGAGAUGAUGAUGAUUCUGAAAAGCUACAGAUACUCUCCUACAAGCAGCCCGUAUUCUCUGGGUUGUCCAUUUGCAUUUCCCGUAUUGAACUGUCUGAUUCUUUCCGCAAGAAACCAGCAAGCAAAGAAUCACUUUCAGACUAUUUCAUGUACAGAUCUUUGGCUUCUGAAGUGGCGAAAAACGGUGGAAAACCAGCGGACUCGCUCACUAAUAGCAAUUCUUGUAUCGUCACCACACAAACAGGAGGUAAACGAUAUUCAAAGGCUGUAGAGUGGAGAAUCCCCGUAGUUCACCCUCUUUGGAUACACGAUAGCCUCAUUCGAGGGGCUGCACUCGACAUGGAAGAUUAUAAGUUGUCUGAAGACACUAAAACUCUUUACGAAUCUGGAUCUAAAGUAUGGAAACAACUUAUUUUAGCCAAAACCCAACCCGAACAAAGUACUGUGGCUUCCGUAGCUGUCGAUGCUAAUGAAUUCCAAGCAGAAAAGACUAAGAAACCUUUGAAGAAAAAUGCAGAAAUAUGGAAUUCUAUCAUGGACCAUACGAGACAGCAAACACGUCGUUUUGUCCGUGAUUCUUUGUGGGAUGAUGAGCCUGAAUCUGAUCUUAGCGUCCCGAAAUCUUCUAUUAUCGAAAAGGAGACUAUACAGCUCCAGCAGAGACUGUUGUUUCUGGGCUACAACUUUCUAUUGAUCGGGUUCACAGAUCAUCAGGCGAACUUGCUCUCACAGGCUAUAGCAAAUCACGGCGGUGAAAUAAGCACAGACACUAUGGACAGCACAAUCACGCAUAUCAUCCUACCAGCAGCUAAUGGCUCGCAGUCGCUGAUGAUGCUCAAAAUUCUAGCACCACUGAUAAAAUCCAAGAUCAGUGAUGGAGAUAUAAAAGUGGUAACCGAAUGGUUUAUAGAACGAUCUAUUUUCUACAGUAGUGCUGUAAUCGACAGAUGGAGUCAACCCUUGAAGGGCAUGAUUAGCUCGAACAAGAAGUUCAAAAUCUGUAUUACUGGGUUUACUGGAAUUGAACUUCUACAUAUCGAAAAGCUCAUCAACAAUCUUGGAUUCGAGUUCUGUGAAACCUUGACGUCGAAAAGAGACUUGUUGAUCAUCAACAUCAACUUGUUCAAGACAAAUCUUAGCAAGAAUUCUCCCAAAUUGUUCCAAUACAAGUAUCCAGACAUCACCAAUUGUCCCACCUACCAAUCUGGUACUUCCUCGGUGUCUGUUAUUUCGUCCAAGAACAAGAUCAAUGCCGCCAAGAAGUGGGAAAUCCCCAUUGUAUCAAUAUCGUAUCUAUGGGAAAUAUUAGAAUUAAGUGUGAACAGAGAGGUGCCAGUGAUGCCGGACUUGUUGGACUUGACCUGGUGUAUUUUUGCACCCAAAAACUACAGCAGACCCAAGUCGUUGUUGGAGUAUGUGCAAAACAUGCAUCCGGAAGAAGCAGAGCAGACCAUUGAUAAUGGAGAUGACAGUAUUAUGAAGUUGCCAUCUCCAAGAAGAAACAGCACAAAGAAACAGAAGUAUGGAAGAUUGGUGGGACGGCAAUCGCCAGAGUCAAUUACAGCAAAGUUGACUCGAGUCGCAGAAGCUGCUCAGCAGUCGGAAGACGAGAAAAUGAUGGACGAUAACGACGUAACGAAUAUUGAAGAUGACGAGGUGUUAACCCAGGUCAGAUACCAGGAUUAUGAUUCUCUCAGAAAUAAUGAAGAAUUAUUGAAAAAGUUGGGAGAGUCAGAAGUGCAACUGGAACUAGACAAAGAGAACAAUACUAGGAGUAAAUCCAAGACUUCCCGAAGAAGUUCCAGGAUGACAGGUAAAUAUAGUAAGUAGAAGAAGAAACAUCCAAAAUGG